AUGAACCGAUACCCAGUCGCAUCAUCGCUCCUCCUCGCCGUGGCCGUCGCGGUCAACCACGACUGCCCGCACCAGGCUAACGGCUGUGGCGGCACCGCGGAGGAGCGGGCUGAGGAGGCGAAGCGGCGCGCAAGGCUGGUCAGCCUUGACGCGCCAUGGAAUGAGGUCCGUGAGGCUGUGGUCGACGCGUGCGGGCUCCAGGUGCAGCAGUCCACCUCGCACUGCUUCCAGGACUUCAACCACGUCGACUGCUGCACGAUGGACUCCACGCGGCAGCACGAGACCAACGAGGCGUCCCGCGUCGCCGGCAUGCAUGCCGUCAACUACCUCGGCUCGCACAUCGUCGACGCGUCCAUCAGCGAGCGCGGGCCCGGCGGCUCGUGGUGCACCUGCCAGAUCUCCUCUCCGGAAGACGUCUGCCACCGCCAGUUUGGCGCGCGGACCGCCUUCAAGCUCGUGUGGUGCCGAGGGACGGGCUUCGCGGCGCUGCUGGACGACUACGCCAACGUGCUCUCACACGGCAAGCCGACGAGCGCACGGGGGGAGCCGCCGGCGAUGGGCGGAGCGCGAGCGCGAGAGCAGUCGUGGCGCGUGCUGGACGAGUCGAAGAACGCGUCGUGGGCGAGCCGCUGGCGCGCCGCGUGCGACGAGGUGCAGUACGGCGCCAAGGCAGAGGCGGCGGAGGCGGAGGAGCACGAUGAACUCUGA
Emiliania huxleyi CCMP1516 is the source of this 708-nucleotide messenger RNA. RefSeq lists its product as hypothetical. The record is from RefSeq and is a predicted model, not a curated record. The transcript has a single exon. Bases 1 to 708 code for a protein of 235 amino acids. NCBI's taxonomy places the organism in Eukaryota, Haptophyta, Isochrysidales, Noelaerhabdaceae.